GAAAAAAAUACGGAGCAAUUAAAUGAGAGUUAUAGAGUUAUACAUGGUAAUUGAAAGAGAGAAAUUAGGAGCAUUUUCAGUUUUUCUUGCCAUCUUCUUUCGAGGAAAAAAAUGAUAGGGAUAUAUGACGAAUACCGGCGAUUGAUUGCGAUGAACCAAACCCGGUGGAUCUACAAAUAUAUAGACCAAUACAGUGACUGAAAUCUACAGAAUCAGCCAAUGCAGCCACUUCAUCCAGAACUCCAUAAUUUUCAGCAGAAUCAGCCGAUUUUUCAUGUUACCAAACGGGCUCUUAGAAUGCGUAUUUGAGAUUAUUUCUGAAAUUAUUACAGGCAGCGAUUUAAAGGUAAGGAUGUUUUCUAUUGGACUGUUUUCAGUCCCAAACCAGUGUUAGAAAUAGGAAAAUUGUGUGAAUGGAAAGAAACAAAUAGGCAAGAAUCGUGGCUGAUUAUUAUAGCUAUAAUUAGAUGAUUUACUUUCCUAUUAUGAAUGUAGAAUCCCCUAUAUUAGUAGGUCUCGACAUGUAUGUAAAAAUAUACAAGGCAUUUUGUUUUCUUCCAACAUGUUCUUCUUCCCUAUUGAUUUUCAUCUCAAGAUGGUAUCAGAGCGGGUUAAGAGACUAAUGGGAUUCAGAUUAUAAAUUAUCAUCAUUCUCCAAAUACCUUUUCUCGACCUCUUUGCCAAGAGGCAGACAAAACCAUGUCACAUACAGAGGAGGAUAAAAAGAAAGCUAUGGUGAAUGUCUCAACCGAAGACUUCGCACAGAAGUUCGCCGAGUUCCUGCAACAACUCUAAACUCCAACCACCACAAAGAAAACUGUGGUGAAUCCUAAAAACCUGGGAGAGGUGAUCAUCUCUACAAAAUUAGCAGGAGAUAAUUACCCUCUUUGGGUCAAUCUCAUGAAACGAGCAAUUGGAGGAAAGGGCCUUUCCUCCCACAUCUCAAAAGAUUCAAACCUGCCAAUAGAGACGGAUCCGGAGUAUGAUUCGUGGCAACAACUCGACCAUUGUGUCUUUGGAUGGAUCAUCAAUAACAUGGACCCGGAGUUGGUCAACGAGGUGUCUCAAUACCCCACAGCCAAGGAACUAUGGGAAGGUCUCGCAAUUACUUACGGCAGUGGGGGAGAUCCUCUACAAGUUUAUGAUCUGCACCGGAAGGCAAGCAACGUCAAACAAGGAGACCUCACUCUCGAACAACUCUGGAAUCGACUCUAAAGCAUUUGGAUGUCGAUUGACCGAAAGAAGCCCAACCCAAUGAAGGACCCAGAGGAUAUACAGAUUUACAACAAAGAGAAGCAAGAGACGCGUCUCUUUCAAUUUUUAAUGGCGCUCAACGAUAGCCAUGAGGCAACCCGAAGGGAGAUCCUUAAGAGAACUCCACUACCUUCCGUAAGAGACGCUUAUGCUACCAUCCGACGAGAAGCUACGAAUGAUGAGGUCCUCAAGCCGAUGACAUCCAAUCCACAAGAAAGUCAAAUCAUCGGAGGAAUUGGAGCAGGGCUUACCUCACGCAGCAGUGGUCGGCCGACCCCAAAUCGCGGCGGAUACAGGCAAGAAGAAGACCGAAGUCCGCUGACUUGCAGCCACUGCGGAAGAAAGAAACACACGAAGGACCAAUGCUUCCUUCUAGUGGGAUAUCCAGAGUGGUGGGACGAGAUGAAACGGAAGAGGGCCGCAAGGAGCGAGAUGCAGCCGGCUGAGAGAGGACGUCGCACCACCGUAAAUCAGGCUACCGGCACUGUGAAUACAGUGGGCAACACUGAUGGGCUCCUCGUCGGGAGCCGCGAGGCAGAAGGGUCGACUGGAAGAGAGGAAUGGAUAUGGGAGCCACAGCUAGGAUUUGCCGAGGAGCAAUGGAGGCUGGAACGGGUAAAGCUUCUGAUGUUUUACACGAUAUUUCAACAGCAUGUUCUACAUCUGGAAGUACUUAUCAACAUAGUGAUUGGAUUUUUGACUGCGGUGCAACGGACACCAUGUCCUUUGAACUCUCGGACUUUGACAAAAUUUCCAAGGCCCAAAAGAGACAUGUUCAAACUGCAAAUGAGGAAUUGCUUCCAGUUCAAGGAGCAGGAACAAUUAAAAUAUCGGAAUCCUUAAAGAUUCCAAAUUGCCUUUAUGUGCCUUCCUUAGCUCAUAAAUUGUUAUCUGUUAGCCAUGUCACAAAGGAGCUCAAUUGUACAUUGCUAAUGCAGCCCUCCUUUUGUAUGUUGCAUCACAUUCGGACGGGGACGAUUGUUGGCCAUGGCACUGAGCAAAAUGGACUCUACUUUGUGGACGAGAUAACUCAACAGGGUAACGCAUUGCUGACUCACGGAUCCCCUGAUCGGUUGGCUUGGUUAUGGUAUAGAAGGCUAGGUCACCCAUCAUUUGUUUAUCUUAAGACUUUGUUUCCCCAGUUUGAAAACUUCCUCACUUGCACUGUGAUACAUGCUUACUUGUAAAAAGUCAUCGACAUUCAUUUGGUUUCAAUAAUACUCGUGUUGAAAAUGUUUUCUCCCUUAUUCAUUCGGAUGUGUGGGGCCCUGCACCUGUUCUUGGUGGAGGGGGGUUUAAAUACUUUGUUCUAUUCAUUGAUGAUUGUUCUCGUAUGACAUGGGUGUAUUUUUUAAAAUCCAAAUCGGAAGUCUUUGAGAAAUUCACCUUGUUCUACGACUAUGUCCAAACCCAAUACCACAAAAAAAUCCAAAUUCUUCGUUCUGAUAACGGGGGGGAAUAUGUUAACCACAAAAUGAAUGAAUUCAUUACAAAAAGGGGGAUGAUACACCAAACCACUUGUCCUCAUACCCCUGAACAAAAUGGGGUCGCCGAAAGAAAAAAUCGGUCCUUGUUAGAAAUGACAAGAGCCUUACUCAUUGAUUCCAAAGUCCCGGCCUCUUUCUGGCCUGAAGCCCUUGCUGCUUCAGUAUAUACCAUGAACCGUCUCCCGUCCAAAAGUCUUGACCUCAAAACACCCAUCCAUUCCCUUUCUACACAUACUAACAUACCUUUACCUCUUACUCUUAAUCCAAAAGUUUUUGUGUGCUACGUAUUUAUACACAUUCCUAAAACUGAACGCACAAAACUCUCUCCUUGUGCAAUCAAAUGAGUAUUUGUCGGAUAUGGAGUGCACCAAAAGGGGUACCGCUGCUAUGACCCGAAAACCAAAAAAUUGUUUGUCACUAUGAACUGUGAUUUCCUUGAGACAAAAUUUUUCUAUAACCAACUUAGCAGUCAGGGGGAGAAUAACAUCGACCCACUAAGUUGGUUACAUCC
This is a messenger RNA of Cuscuta epithymum, 3252 nucleotides long. The record is from the annotation of a GenBank genome assembly. NCBI's taxonomy places the organism in Eukaryota, Viridiplantae, Streptophyta, Magnoliopsida, Solanales, Convolvulaceae.